Messenger RNA from Glossina fuscipes, 504 nucleotides. Its product is annotated as chromosome transmission fidelity protein 8 homolog. NCBI's taxonomy places the organism in Eukaryota, Metazoa, Arthropoda, Insecta, Diptera, Glossinidae. The record is from RefSeq and is a predicted model, not a curated record. Gene Ontology annotation, cellular component: Ctf18 RFC-like complex. The coding region runs from base 55 to 498 and encodes 147 amino acids. The transcript is spliced from 3 exons. Gene Ontology annotation, biological process: mitotic sister chromatid cohesion.
UUUUUAUUAAAAACGUGGAUUAAUAAAUUGUAGACUUCCAUUACUUUCGCAAAAAUGCCGAUUUUAAUUCAAACGCCUUCUAACGGUGCCUUGAAAGAAUGGGCUAUUAUUGAAUUGCAAGGGGAUUUAAAAGUACGCUCCAAUGAGGAUGUGCACAAUCAAUACAUAGGCGAUCUUCACUACAAUAAAUAUGGUCAACCGAUUCUUAUAAUUGGUCACCAUAUCUUACAAGGUAGAGAACAAAAAUUGGAUAAACCAUUUGCGGUACUGGAGAAAUCUAUAACUAAUGAUGGUCAACAUUUGCUAACUCAGUCUCAGGACAUCAAUAUAAGCGCAUUAAAUGAUACAGUAGAACGUACUUUGCUAGACAAUACAGUAGCUUUGGAGAAUAAAUCUAAACAACGAACUGAAUACACAGUGAGAGCAGUGUGCACGAAAAAGUUAAUAUUCAAAUCUCGUCCUAAGCCUAUAAUAGCAAAUGUAGCCAAGAGUGUAUAGAAACAA